CUCGGCUUGAAGGACGUCUCUGAAGGAUGUCUCGCACAAUUCUUCGCUUUAGCCCAGCCAUUAGCGAGCCCGUUCUCAUCUCUACCCCAUAUGAAGCCAAGGCGACUCGUCCACGAAAUGGGGAAUGAAGUCGAUGGAGAGACCUUAUGGUUCGGAAUUACCCCUUAACUUUGUUGACUUGACAGUCAAAGCUCAUGGAGUUAAAUCCGGCAUAUUACUGGAUGGGUUUAUUACCGAGGUAUGGAGAGCUGCCAACCGGGAGGCUAACUGACUUCUUGGAUUGUCCUACAGAGAGACUGUUCAUAAGCCACGGAGAGAGCUCUGGAUGCUGUUGGCCUCUUUCCUACAUUUCCCCGCAAUCUGAUGUGUUUCCUACUUGCACUCAGCGGGAUUCGCUACGAUGGCAACCAUACUUCAGACGAGAAUGCUGGGUGAAGUUCGAGGCAAGACUCAUGACGGUGUGAGUCAGUUUCUGGGUAUUCAAUACGCUUCUCUCAAAGACAGAUUCGCAGACGCGGAACUCAUCGAGCAGCGGGAAGGCAGUACCUUGGACGCGAGCAAGGACGGUCCAACUGCUUUGUCUCCUUCGUUUGGGUGUGACUUUGAGCUGGGCCACAUUCAACAUAUGCUUCCAAAGAAAGAGCUUCCUCAAUCGGACUUGAAUUGUCUCAACCUGAAUAUCACCGUCCCCGCUGGCACAACAGCGACCUCCAAACUUCCUGUGUUUCUCUUCAUUCACGGCGGAGGGCUGGUGCUUGGAGCUAACUCUUGGCCACAAUUCGAUUACGCACGGUUCGUCAAGUUAUCUGUUGAGAAAGACUUACCCAUAGUGGCAGUUUCUAUGAAUUAUCGUCUCGGUGCAUUUGGCUUCCUUACUUCUGAUGAACUUCGACGGGCUGGUUACAACGCCAACAACGGGCUCAGAGAUCAGAAAGUGGCCAUGAGGUGGGUGCAGAAACACAUUGCGGAUUUCGGUGGAGAUCCUGAUAAUGUGACACUCGCGGGGAUGAGCGCUGGAGGAGCGUGUGUAACUUAUCACCUCGACUCCGACGAGCAACUCUUUAGGCGGGCUAUCGUAAUGAGUGGUACCUGUCUACUCAUCCAACCCUUGCCUUACGAUUUACAUGAGCAGAACUACCAGCAAGCCAUUGCAGCGUUAGGACUGGCCAAUGCCAGUUCAGAGGAAAGAAUCAGAGCUCUUUUGGAAACACCGGGUGAUGACUUGGUCGCCAGAAUACCCCCAACCGUCCUAGCAGUUCCUGCGAUUGAUGGGGACAUGGUGUCGUCGGCAGUCACCUAUGCGCGAAAGUGGUGCGAAGAUCUAAUGAUUGGCGACGCUCAGAUGGAUGCUAGUAUCAUGGCGUUUUUGAUGUCCCAUACGAAGAAAGACUGUGCAAGCAAGUUUGUUACCGCGAUGGACACCGUACUUUCAUCUAAAUCCGACGUUGCGCAACAAAUCUUGGACAAGUACAACAUCACAAGCGACAUGACAGACGACGAGGCCUUCCCAGCUAUUCUCAACUACAUAAAUGACAUUGCUUUCUUUGCUUCAGUCCUGACAUUUGCAAAGGGCUGGGAAAACAAUGCAUACGUCUAUCACUUCAACGAAGGGAAUCCAUGGGACGGACCUUGGAAAGAUCGAGCGAGUCAUAUCCUUGACUUAGCCUACCUGUUCCAGAACUUCCGAGAGUUCAUGGGGCCAGACCAGCAGCAACUUGCAAUUACCUUCGCCGAAGACUUCUUCAAAUUCUGCCAUGGUAUGAAGCCAUGGCCCGCCAUCGCCCAGAAUGAUGUAGAAGCUGGCUUUACGGCACGAGUCUACGGUCCGGCACCCAAUGUCGGGCAAGUGAACGGGCCGUACAAUGAGGGAAGUUUGCGAAGAAGUGUUCUCUUCGACCGCACUGAGCAAGUGUCGCUAGACGAAUUUGCAAAGGUACUUGCUUUGUUCAGGACACUCUAGCCCAAAGUCAUGACACGCUAUUUUGGAUAUUUAGAGGCUUAAAACCCUCUAGAUGAGCUGUUGGAUAUGCUCUAAGGAAGUUAAACUUAUUAAUAUGGUUAUAUCCUAAGCGCAUCUUUUGCUCAAUGAGGCCUCUAUAAGCACGCUUUAAAGGGCCAAAACAACCAACAUCUAGUGGUUGUAAGAGAUGAGAAGAAUGAGCAGGC
Molecule: messenger RNA, 2166 nt
Organism: Aspergillus novofumigatus IBT 16806
Lineage: Eukaryota; Fungi; Ascomycota; Eurotiomycetes; Eurotiales; Aspergillaceae
Product: putative carboxylesterase
Exons: 6
Coding region: 401-1960 (519 amino acids)
Source: RefSeq, a predicted model, not a curated record